CACUGGUCCGACCAGGUUAGCGCCUGCCGGGACCGGACCCGGAUCCCUCGCGUCUCGUAGGCGGCGGCGUUGCCGCCGCGCCACCCAGCUCUCCCUCUGCUUGCCAGCAGCGACGGCCAAGGAAGUACUAUGAGGGAGACUGAGGACUUCAUGCUCUGGAUAGAGAAACGGCGCUGGGAUUAGGGAUUGCCACUUCUGGGAGGAUGCUGGGAAUCUGCAGAGGGAGACGGAAAUUCCUGGCUGCCUCUCUGACUCUUCUCUGCAUCCCAGCCAUCACCUGGAUUUACUUGUUUGCUGGGAGCUUCGAAGAUGGGAAGCCAGUGUCCCUGUCUCCGCUCGAGUCCCAGCCGCACAGUCCCAGGUACACGGCCUCCAGCCAGAGGGAGCGGGAGAGCCUGGAGGUGCGCAUGCGCGAGGUGGAGGAGGAGAACCGCGCCCUCCGGCGGCAGCUCAGCCUGGCGCAGGGCCGGGCCCCAGCGCACCGCCGCGGCAACCACUCCAAGACCUACUCCAUGGAGGAGGGUACGGGGGACAGCGAGAACCUUCGGGCCGGCAUCGUGGCGGGCAACAGCUCUGAGUGCGGGCAGCAGCCGGUCGUGGAGAAGUGUGAGACAAUCCACGUUGCUAUCGUCUGCGCUGGAUACAACGCCAGCCGGGAUGUUGUCACCUUGGUCAAGUCUGUCUUGUUUCAUAGGCGGAACCCCCUUCACUUCCACCUCAUCGCUGACACCAUCGCCGAGCAGAUCCUGGCCACGCUCUUCCAGACCUGGAUGGUGCCUGCCGUGCGCGUGGACUUCUACAAUGCGGACGAGCUCAAGUCUGAGGUUUCCUGGAUCCCCAACAAACAUUACUCUGGGAUUUAUGGUCUGAUGAAGCUCGUCCUGACCAAGACUCUUCCUGCCAAUCUGGAGCGGGUCAUUGUCCUCGACACCGACAUCACCUUUGCUACUGACAUCGCAGAGCUGUGGGCUGUGUUUCACAAGUUCAGAGGUCAGCAGGUCCUGGGCUUGGUAGAGAACCAGAGUGACUGGUACCUUGGAAACCUGUGGAAGAAUCACCGCCCGUGGCCUGCCCUUGGAAGGGGCUAUAACACAGGGGUGAUCCUGCUGCUUCUGGAUAAGCUGCGGAAGAUGAAAUGGGAGCAGAUGUGGAGGCUGACUGCAGAGAGGGAGCUGAUGGGCAUGCUUUCAACAUCCUUAGCUGACCAGGAUAUAUUCAAUGCUGUCAUCAAACAAAACCCCUUCCUUGUGUAUCAGCUCCCAUGCUUCUGGAACGUGCAGCUGUCGGACCACACCCGCUCUGAGCAGUGCUACAGAGACGUGUCUGAUCUGAAGGUCAUUCACUGGAACUCCCCCAAGAAGCUUCGGGUGAAGAACAAGCACGUAGAGUUCUUCCGCAAUCUCUACCUGACCUUCCUGGAGUACGACGGGAACCUCCUGAGGCGGGAACUGUUCGGCUGCCCCAGCGAAGCUGAUGUCAACAGUGAAAAUCUCCAGAAGCAGCUCUCGGAGCUGGAUGAGGAUGACCUGUGUUAUGAGUUCCGGCGAGAACGUUUCACCGUCCAUCGUACCCAUCUCUACUUCUUGCACUAUGAGUAUGAGCCUGCUGCAGACAACACAGACGUCACGCUGGUCGCUCAGCUCUCCAUGGACAGGCUCCAGAUGCUGGAGGCCAUCUGCAAGCACUGGGAGGGGCCCAUCAGCCUGGCCCUCUACCUGUCCGACGCCGAGGCCCAGCAGUUCCUCCGCUACGCCCAGGGCUCCGAGGUGCUCAUGAGCCGCCACAACGUGGGCUACCACAUCGUGUACAAGGAGGGCCAGUUCUACCCCGUGAACCUGCUGCGCAACGUGGCCAUGAAACACAUCAGCACCCCCUACAUGUUUCUGUCUGACAUCGACUUCCUGCCCAUGUACGGGCUCUAUGAGUACCUCAGGAAGUCUGUCAUCCAGCUCGACCUCGCCAACACCAAGAAGGCCAUGAUCGUCCCUGCGUUUGAGACGCUGCGCUACCGGCUGUCUUUCCCCAAGUCGAAAGCGGAGUUGCUGUCGAUGCUGGACAUGGGAACGCUCUUCACAUUCAGGUACCACGUCUGGACGAAAGGGCACGCACCCACAAAUUUCGCCAAGUGGCGGACAGCCACCACGCCUUACCGGGUGGAGUGGGAGGCCGAUUUCGAGCCCUAUGUUGUCGUGAGACGGGACUGCCCCGAGUACGACCGGAGGUUUGUGGGCUUUGGCUGGAACAAGGUGGCUCAUAUCAUGGAACUGGAUGCACAGGAGUACGAAUUCAUCGUGCUGCCCAAUGCCUACAUGAUCCACAUGCCUCACGCCCCCAGCUUCGACAUCACUAAGUUCCGUUCCAACAAGCAAUACCGUAUCUGUCUCAAAACCCUGAAGGAAGAGUUCCAGCAGGACAUGUCUCGCCGCUAUGGCUUCGCUGCCCUGAAAUAUCUCACGGCUGAAAACAACAGCUAGCACCAAGAAGCCCACACCCAGAGAAAGACUUACAGCAGGGGAAGAGCCACUCGCUGAUGGGGGCCCAGCCUUCAAACUCAGCACUGAGCAAUGCGUUUUUCGUUUGUUUUUAUUUGUCUCUUUGGCCCAAAAGAACUGCCCCCACCUCAGAGAUCUGGGACAAGAUUCCAGCCAGCCCCUCUCUGCCCCAGGACCCAGCAUUUCCAGAAUGUAGAAACACAGCCCACCUAUACAGGCUCUUCUAUAAUGGACCCAGCAAGGGGAGAGAGGGUAAAAGCCACAAAACCAAGGCAGGUCUUUAGGAUAUUCUUGUUGCUUUUUAAUAAUUCUGCUUCCCAUCAUAGCCGGGGAGAAAGGGAAGCCAGGGUGCUGGGCGUUAACCAUCCCAGGAAAUAAAAGCAAAAAAACAAACAA
Messenger RNA from Choloepus didactylus (southern two-toed sloth), 2888 nucleotides. It is a transcript of the gene LARGE1, whose product is annotated as LARGE xylosyl- and glucuronyltransferase 1. Gene Ontology annotation, biological process: protein O-linked glycosylation via mannose. The record is from RefSeq and is a predicted model, not a curated record. Bases 204 to 2474 code for a protein of 756 amino acids. NCBI's taxonomy places the organism in Eukaryota, Metazoa, Chordata, Mammalia, Pilosa, Megalonychidae. The transcript has 15 exons. Gene Ontology annotation, molecular function: glucuronosyltransferase activity; xylosyltransferase activity.